AUGGUCAACAGCUCGCUCAAGGAUCGGGUCUUGGGCAGCAACAUUGGGAUCUAUGCUUGUGCCAUUCUUUUACGCAUCGCCAUCUCGAGCUUCCCUUGGCUCGUUUCAGCAUUGUCUCAACGCGUCGAACUUGUCACUCCUGUAACCAGCUUUAAGAAAUUAACGGAAGGCGUCUUUCUUUAUCAAAGCAAUGUGCCUCCUUACGAUGGUGGCCAGUUUCACCAGCCGCCAUUAUUGCUCUGCAUAUUUUCAUUCUUGAUGGCAAUACCAAAUAGCUACGUUAUCCCGCUCUUGUACAGCUUUAUGGAUGUCGCCAUCGCCCACAGUCUUCAGAAACUCGCCAUCAUCAAACAACAAUACGAAUCCAAGCAAGCAAAGCUUGACGUUGAGCAAAACAUCCAACGCAUCCGGCCACAAACCAUUGCAAUCUUUUAUCUCUUUAAUCCAUUCACUAUUCUAUCAUGCGUCUCCAAGUCAUCCAUCAUCUUUACCAAUCUCAGCGUCGUCAUGGCAACCUUGUGGGCUUCAUUAGGCAAUGCAUCCUUGUCCAUGGUAUGGUUGGCGCUUGCAUCCUACCUAAGCUUUUAUCCGGCCAUGAUGGUACCGCCCUUGUUGAUCAUGUGCAAGCAAAUGGCAAAAAGGUCCAAUGCAUUGCUGGGUGUGGCCAUCUUUGCUGCUAGCGUUGCAGGACUUUUAUAUGGAUCACGGAUCAUUGUUGGCUCGUGGGAUUUCAUGGAAGCCACUUAUGGAGUCAUAUUGUUCCUUCCCGAUUUGACGCCCAACACUGGCAUGUUUUGGUACUUUUUUAUUGAGAUCUUUGAUCACUUUCGAUCCUUUUUCCUUGUGGUGUUUCAAUUGCACGCCUUUAUCUUUGCUGCACCGCUUUGUAUUCGUCUCAGAAAUCACCCAUUGUUGGUAGUGACGGUACUUGCAGGCAUUUUGGCAGUGUUCAAAAGCUAUCCAUCCAUUGGCGACGCCGCCUUGUUUCUCAGUCUUGUACCUCUCCAUGAUGAGCUAUUCAAAUAUUGUCGAUAUGGCUUCCUCGUGGUGAAUAUCUUCCUCUACUCCUCGGUGCUUGCUCCCAUCUUUUGGCAUUUAUGGCUAUACGCUGGCAGUGGCAACGCUAACUUUUUUUAUGCCAUUACUCUUGUUUACAACCUGGGCUUGGUGUUGCUGCUGAUUGACUUGGUUUAUUCUGCCACGAGACGUGAUUUUGAUAUUGCCAAUCCGGAUAGUAUAGGAAAGAACAUUGUGCAUAAAUAA
Messenger RNA from Lichtheimia ornata, 1263 nucleotides. RefSeq lists its product as uncharacterized. Bases 1 to 1263 code for a protein of 420 amino acids. The record is from RefSeq and is a predicted model, not a curated record. Gene Ontology annotation, cellular component: membrane; GPI-anchor transamidase complex. The transcript is spliced from 8 exons. Lineage: Eukaryota; Fungi; Mucoromycota; Mucoromycetes; Mucorales; Lichtheimiaceae. Gene Ontology annotation, biological process: attachment of GPI anchor to protein; protein localization to cell surface.